AGCAAAUCAUUCUUUGGGCUGCGGAAAAUCAACAGAGUUUCGGUGUUUUGUUUCGCAAUACUCACUCCUGUCCCUCUUUUGAUCAAUCACGCAAAACCGUCGUUCUUCUUGUCUCGUUGGCUACGUAUCCAAAGAUGCCCCCGGUACGGACCUCGCGCAAUCGCAAACCGCCCCCGGCAGGCUUCGAUGAUAUAGAGGAUACACUGCUGGAGUUCAGCAAUAAGAUGAAAGAUGCGGAGAAUGCAUCGCAUGACGGGAAAAAGAAGCACGAGAUGCUGUGGCCCAUAUUCCAGAUCAGCCACCAGAGGUCCAGAUACGUAUAUGACUUGUAUUACGAAAAAGAAGCCAUAUCAAAACAGCUGUACGAAUGGCUUUUGAAGAACAACUAUGCGGACGCCAACUUGAUCGCUAAAUGGAAAAAGCAAGGCUACGAAAAGUUAUGCUGCCUCCGGUGCAUCCAGACGAAGGAAACGAAUUUCAAUGCAACUUGUAUCUGUCGGGUACCUAAGGCGCAGCUCAAAGAGGAUCAAACAAUCCAAUGUGUUAGCUGUGGGUGUCGCGGUUGUGCUAGCAGCGACUAGCCACAUCUCGAAAACAAAAUUUCUUUUUCUGUAUUUUAGCGUAUCCGGGUUUCGUCAAAAUCAGUUGAGAGGCACAGGUCAUGCAGGUUAGACCUUUCUUUGGUACGGCGUUAGGUUAGGAAUUGAGACCUCAGAUAUCUUUUCCUUCCAUGUACUGUUUCCUCGUACGCUGCCCUUCGAACAUCUUUUCCGUUUCUGCUUCGCGCAUCAGUCGACACCGACUUACUAGGCUCUGUUCAUAAUUCAGAGAACAUACCUAAAGUUCUUAUUACAGUUUAUGGAACUAAAAAGUAACACGCU
Messenger RNA from Aspergillus vadensis CBS 113365, 881 nucleotides. RefSeq names its product BUD31 family protein. Gene Ontology annotation, cellular component: nucleus; spliceosomal complex. Gene Ontology annotation, biological process: mRNA splicing, via spliceosome. The record is from RefSeq and is a predicted model, not a curated record. Lineage: Eukaryota; Fungi; Ascomycota; Eurotiomycetes; Eurotiales; Aspergillaceae. The coding region runs from base 135 to 581 and encodes 148 amino acids. The transcript is spliced from 3 exons.